Molecule: messenger RNA, 938 nt
Organism: Sardina pilchardus (European sardine)
Lineage: Eukaryota; Metazoa; Chordata; Actinopteri; Clupeiformes; Clupeidae
Product: CMRF35-like molecule 5
Exons: 4
Coding region: 1-927 (308 amino acids)
Cellular component (GO): plasma membrane
Molecular function (GO): transmembrane signaling receptor activity
Source: RefSeq, a predicted model, not a curated record
AUGGACUUAUCCAUGAGAAUGCUAAAUCUCUUGGCUCUAGUCAUUUGCCUGUAUGUUGGAGCCUGCUCCUCCACCAAUGUGGUGGGCUACUGCGGAGGCAGCGUGAGCAUCAAGUGUGAAUACGAGUCCCGGCACGGCGGCCGACCCAAAUACUUCUGCCAGGGAGAGCAGGGCAACUGCAAAGAGGUCAUACGCACCAGCAUCAAGAACAGGUGGUUCACCAAGGACCGCUACUCGCUGCUCGACAACGGGACGCAUUACUUCGCCGUGAGCAUCUCCGGGCUGCAGGUGACUGACUCGGGGAAGUACCAGUGUGGGGUGAGCGUGCGAGGAGAGGAACCUCUGGUGCAGACGGAGGUCAACCUGGACAUCAAGAAUGACCUCUUCACCUGCGGGAGGACCCUGGUGGAGACCGCACACACAAAUGAAGCCAUGAACGUCACCUGCCCGUACCUGGACGCCCACGUGCAUGCCGCCAAGUACCUGUGCAAAUCCUUCCGGAGCCAGGGUUGCAACUCCCGGGUGUCAGUGCGCGAGGAUCGCACCUGGGUGCACUCGGAGCGGAUCUCCCUGUUCGACGACCGACGGGCGCGGGUCUUCAUCGCCGUGCUGGGAGCGCUCGCCAGGCUGGACCGCGGGAACUACUGGUGUGGCGUGGAGACGGGCUGGGAGGACGGCGGAGAGAGCGGAUACAAGGCUCUCAUCCAGAGAGUCCAGCUCACCGUGUCUGAUGUUCCUCUGACAACUAUCCCCCCACACCCUCUGCAAGUAACUACAGGGCUAUCUACCAUUGUCCAUAACUUUAGCACAGAUUCAGCUACCACUCAGCCAAACGGUAGGACUGAGGAAAAAAGUCAUCACCCUCUCUUUCUCCUUCCCGCAAACUGCACCAUCGGAUAUCACAUUUAUGUUCUGCUUGCUCAUUGACAGGGCUCACA